Messenger RNA from Elephantulus edwardii (Cape elephant shrew), 1080 nucleotides. RefSeq names its product T-lymphocyte surface antigen Ly-9-like. The coding region runs from base 1 to 1080 and encodes 359 amino acids. Gene Ontology annotation, cellular component: external side of plasma membrane. The record is from RefSeq and is a predicted model, not a curated record. Gene Ontology annotation, biological process: T cell activation. The transcript has 5 exons. NCBI's taxonomy places the organism in Eukaryota, Metazoa, Chordata, Mammalia, Macroscelidea, Macroscelididae.
AUGUGUCUACAUUCUUCUAACAGUUAUCAGCUAUCAAUGAAGCAAGUCAGUGUGCUGGUGGAUGUUAUGGGCCUGUCUCCACUGUGGUUCUUGCUUCUUCUUGGUCUUUUCAUGGGGCCCGGGGCUUCCUCUGAGGACUCAGCCCGCAUGGUGAUAACUGGCACCUUAGGGGCGUCUGUCACUCUACCCCUGCAGUGGCCACCUGGACAGCAGGUGGAGAGUGUCUCCUGGAUGACCCGCACUGUCUCUGUGGCAAUUGCUGAGGUAACCCUGAGAGAAGCUGGAGGACUGGACAUAUUUCACCAAUCGGAAACCCGCUACCAGGGCAGACUGCAUGUUGUGGGCCCAGGUCACUCUCUGAAGAUCAGCAACCUGAGCCGGGAGGAUGCAGGCUACUACCGAGCCCGCAUUAACCUGAGGAGGCCCCUUAACACCCACAUCCGGGAGUAUAUCCUGCAAGUCUACGAGCAGCUGGGCCAGCCCCGUGUUACCCUCAGCUCCAGGAUGGGUGAAAAUCAACACUGUACCUUCAUCCUGACCUGUGUAGCAGAAAGCAGAGGAGACCCUGUGACCUACAGCUGGGCACCCCUGGGGCCCUGGACUGUCGUGUCCCAUGGAGGGUCUGUCCUCAGUGUCUCCCUGAGGCCUGGCCACCAUGCUCUGAUGUUCACCUGUACAGUCAAGAAUCCAGUCAGUAGUAGCAGCUCCCUCCCAGUCUCACUGCCAGACUUCUGUGCAGAGAAGCUGCAGGAGCCCAAUAUCACCACCAGCUCACAGAUCAUGAACAAUGAGACCUGCUUCAUCACCCUGGUCUGUUCUCUGGACCAGGCUGGAGAGGACGUUGAAUAUAGCUGGGACCCCUAUGACCAGGGGACAGUUGUGUCCCAUGGGGGGACCACUCUCAGAACCUCCUGGAAAUCUGGGGACAGUCACAGCUACCGCUGCACCGUCAAGAACCCUGUUAGCCAGAGAUCUCGCUCCAUCCUGGCAAGGCCCCUCUGCUCAGCCUCUUUCCUACCCUGCUCCCUAAGGAAAGAAUUUCUUCUCUGUUUAAUCCUGGGAACUCUGGAAAUGAAAUAG